Didymella exigua CBS 183.55 is the source of this 217-nucleotide messenger RNA. RefSeq lists its product as uncharacterized. The record is from RefSeq and is a predicted model, not a curated record. Bases 22 to 192 code for a protein of 56 amino acids. NCBI's taxonomy places the organism in Eukaryota, Fungi, Ascomycota, Dothideomycetes, Pleosporales, Didymellaceae. The transcript has a single exon.
CGCGUUUCAAAAUCAAUUAUGAUGACUACUACUGAACGUUGUAUUCCGCUUGCCAGUAGUUGCCGUGUCCAGAUCCAGUAUUCCGGAUUUUCAGGGCGUUCGUACGCACGCCCUGCCGCUGCUGCUCGUGGAUCAACCCUGCUUCUUGUGUUUACAUCGAUAUCUUGGGUGAUGUAUGUACAUAGGACUUGAGUACCUAACGAGUCGCUAAGAGUUA